AUGAACAAUGAACUCAGUCAAACGGACCUGAAGCGGCGGAGCGAGAGCGCAAUCAACGAAAACAAAUUACGCAUGGGCACGCAGCCAGACCACCCUUCUCUAGGCCGCACUUCAACUCUCCUGGAAACAAAAACAGAAGAGGAGGAAAUAGAACAUGAAAAACAAAACAGAGAGAGAACAUUCUGGGUGGGGGGACUAAUCGAGCAAAAAUUGAUAAUUAGAGGGACAAAAACAGCGGAAGAACAAAGGGAGAGUGUUAGAGCCACAUCAUCGCUUAGCUCCUCGCUAAUGACUCGGCAGGAGGUACUGUAUGCCUUCGCACGACCAAGCAACUCUGCUCCUUACAGAAGCAUGCCGAUUGACAAGACCUUCUCUAGCCUUGAAGCCUCGUUUCUGUUUAAGGCAUUAAGGAACCCCCACGUCAAUACUUCAAUACUCGAAGUGGCGCCCUUCGCGGCAAAUACGCUUGAACACGCUGUGAGGGCCAGCUCGGUCUCCACUAUCGUAUUAGCGGUAGCCGACAGUCACGUCGUCGAGCAGGUGCACUUGAUAGGGGAGUUCCAGGGGCAGCUCCGAAGAAAAGGUGCCAGCUCUGCCGAGGCGCUAGCCGCAAGCGAGCCCUCUCGCUGCGCAGGUUCCUCACAAGCGCACGGUUUUUGCCAAAUACGUUUAAACGCCUUUGAAGCUACUACUCAAGCGCCCAGGCAGUCUGAGAGUCACGUGUUGCAGGGAUCCUCGGCGACAUAUCAGAGAGUUUUCGAUCAGUGGCAAAAGUUCAACACCACGCUCAAAGAAUGA
Molecule: messenger RNA, 798 nt
Organism: Lindgomyces ingoldianus
Lineage: Eukaryota; Fungi; Ascomycota; Dothideomycetes; Pleosporales; Lindgomycetaceae
Exons: 10
Coding region: 1-798 (265 amino acids)
Source: RefSeq, a predicted model, not a curated record